Molecule: messenger RNA, 2533 nt
Organism: Cyanistes caeruleus (blue tit)
Lineage: Eukaryota; Metazoa; Chordata; Aves; Passeriformes; Paridae
Gene: NAGLU
Product: N-acetyl-alpha-glucosaminidase
Source: RefSeq, a predicted model, not a curated record
CGGGCCGAGAUCCGCGCCGCCGCCCCCGGCAGGUACCGCUACUACCAGAACGUCUGCACCCAGAGCUACUCCUUCGCCUGGUGGGACUGGGCGCGCUGGGAGCGGGAGAUCGACUGGAUGGCGCUGAGCGGCAUUAACCUGGCACCGGCGUUCGCGGGGCAAGAGGCGGUCUGGCAGCGGGUUUACCGCAACCUGGGGCUGAACCAGUCGGAGAUCGACAAGUACUUUACGGGCCCCGCGUUCCUGGCCUGGAACAGGAUGGGCAACCUCCGCCGCUGGGCCGGGCCGCUGCCGCCCACCUGGCACCUCAAGCAGCUCUACCUGCAGUACCGGAUCGUGGAGCGGAUGCGCUCGCUGGGGAUGACCACGGUGCUGCCGGCCUUCGCGGGCCACGUGCCGCAGGGGAUCCUUCGGGUCUUCCCACGUGUGAAUGCCACUCGCCUGGGGCGCUGGAGCCACUUUGACUGCACCUACUCAUGCAUCUACCUGCUGGACCCAGAGGACCCCAUGUUCCAGGUGAUCGGGACCCUCUUCCUGAAGGAGUUGAUCAAGGAGUUUGGCACAGACCACGUCUAUAGCGCAGACACCUUCAACGAGAUGACCCCGCUGUCCUCUGACCCUGCCUAUCUGUCGAGAGUCAGCAAUGCUGUUUUCAGUUCGAUGACGGGAGCUGACCCCAAGGCUCUGUGGCUGAUGCAGGGCUGGCUCUUCCAGCACCAGCCUGACUUCUGGCAGCCAGCACAGGUGCGAGCCCUGCUGCAUGGAGUGCCCCUCGGCAGGAUGAUUGUUCUCGACCUCUUCGCUGAGUCCAAGCCCGUUUACCAGUGGACAGAGUCCUUCUAUGGGCAGCCCUUCAUCUGGUGCAUGUUGCACAACUUUGGGGGCAACCACGGCCUCUUUGGCACCGUGGAGGCCAUCAACCACGGCCCCUUCGCCGCUCGGCGCUUCCCCAACUCCACCAUGGUGGGCACGGGGCUGGUGCCCGAGGGCAUUGAGCAGAACGACAUGGUGUACGAGCUGAUGAACGAGCUGGGCUGGCGUCAGGAGCCCCUCGACCUGCCCAGCUGGGUGACCCGCUACGCCGAGCGCCGCUACGGCGCCCCAAACACUGCCGCAGCCGGCGCCUGGCGCCUGCUCCUCCGCAGCGUGUAUAACUGCACCGGUGUGUGCGUCAACCACAACCGCAGCCCCUUGGUGCGCCGGCCCUCGCUGCACAUGGACACGGAGCUCUGGUACAACGCCAGCGAUGUGUACGAAGCCUGGCGCCUGCUGCUGAGCGCCGGUGCCGAGCUGGGCUCCAGCCCCACCUUCCUGUACGACCUGGUGGACGUGACGCGGCAGGCGGCCCAGCAGCUGGUCAGCGACUACUACCUGAGCAUCCGCCAGGCCUUCCAGAGCCACGCGCUGCCCGAGCUGCUGACGGCCGGUGGCGUGCUGGUGUACGACCUGCUGCCAGAGCUGGACAGCCUCCUGUCCAGCCACAGCCUCUUCCUCCUCGGCCGCUGGCUGGAGAGUGCCCGUGCCAUGGCCACCAGUGACCGGGAGGCUGAGCAGUAUGAGCUGAAUGCCCGCAACCAGGUGACGCUCUGGGGGCCCAGCGGGAACAUUCUGGACUACGCCAACAAGCAGCUGGGGGGGCUGGUGCUGGACUAUUACACUGUGCGCUGGAGCCUCUUCGUCUCUGUGCUGGUGGAGAGCCUCAACUCAGGCCGCCCCUUCCACCAGGAUCAAUUCAACAAGGCUGUCUUCCAAGUGGAGAGAGGCUUCAUCUACAACAAGAAGCGCUACCCAGCUGUGCCAGCUGGGGAUACGAUGGAGAUCUCCAGGAAGCUGUUCCUCAAAUACUACCCCAGCGCCCUGCGGCGCAGCUUGGCUGGGCCUGCGUGACUUUGGAGCCUCCCCCAGAGAGGGUGGACAGAGCCCCUGCACCCUCCCCACUCUGGGCUCCUGGCCUGAUGGCUGUGUCCUGGCUGUACUGGAAGAGGGGCACAGAGCCCUGGUGGCCCUCAGCCAGCCUGGAUAGACCCCUUCACCUGCAUGGGCAGGAUGUGCCCCAAGAAGGGCUGGCACAUGGACAAGGGGCUGGCAGGUGGAUGGGGGGACAGGCUGUGCCCCGGAGUCCCAUCUCACACCAUGCUUUGUGCCCAGCUCUGCCUGGCUGCCCUGAGCCUGCUCCCAGGAAAGCUGGGCUGCCCCAGUGCUCUCAGCUGGAAGCUUAGUGGGACACUGCAGAGGGACAGGACAGAUGUGUCCCUGCUGUGGGGCCUUGGCUGGCUAGCAGGGGCAGUGAUGGGGGAGAAGCAGACAGGGAGGUGGCAGUGGGCAAUGGGCAGCAUUGGACCCCAGUGCCUGUGGGGACAUGGCACUGCAUGGCCCUGCCCACAUUUGGUGCCUUUUGUGUCAUGAAGGACUUUGCAGCAUUGCCUGCAGUGUUGCUGGGGCUGCGUUCCCCAGGAUGGAGUUUUUGAGGCCUUUUCCACAGCUGGGGCUUGGGCAGAGCCCAGCCAUGGAGCAAAUACAGACUUUUCUCCCA